UCUGAAACGCUCGAGUCCAGAAUGACGAAUCUUAAAUGUUGCGUGAGAAUUCCAUGCAUGCCAGUCAGUAGGAUAGUUCAUGCAUGACACACCGCCGUAACCUGGUAGUUUCUAUCGAUUGGUAAAUCCCAAAUGUGCCAUGGAAACUUUUAUCUUCAAGUGAGGCCUGUUGAUACAGGUUUGUUUAGUUGCCUAGUAGUUUAUAGCGUGGAUUACAAUGCAUUCAAGUUACGGAUCCACGAUGGACCUGGGCUCGGAUUACGUGAAAAUUAAAGCGCACUACAGCGGGGACAUGCUAAUCACAGACUUGGCUGCCACAGUAACCUACAUGGGACUAUGUGAGGAGGUGAGGGUGAUGUGCAGCCUGGCCCAGCAGCAGCCAAUCACUCUCAAGUGGAUCGACGAUGAGGGAGACCCAUGUACCAUCUCCUCUCAGAUGGAACUGCAGGAGGCCUUCCGGAUCUACAGCCGCAACAGGAACUCAGGACUCCUGCUGCACGUCUUCCCCAGUAUCCCAGUGAAGCCAGGUAUGCCAUGUCCAGGAGAAGACCAAUCGAUCUACCGCCGCGGGGCCAGAAGAUGGAGGAAGCUCUACCGAGUCAACGGACACCUCUUCCAGGCCAAGCGCUUUAACAGGAAAGCGUACUGUGGCCACUGCAGUGAAAGGAUAUGGGGGCUGGGGAGGCAGGGCUACAAGUGUAUCAACUGCAAACUGCUGGUCCAUAAGCGCUGUCACACACUUGUCCCUCUGACCUGCCAAAGGCAUAUGGAGCCAGUCAUGCCAUCACAGGCCCCUUUAGAUGAGAAGAGUGAAGAGGUGGACCUCCUCCCUCAAGACACAGAGGAUACAGAUGGAAUACCUUUCCUACCACACAAUUGCAAGAUGGACAAAGUUGAAGAGGACUCCGAGGAAAUCAAAGCAGUGGUAGAUGGGAUUGAAGGCAUCAAGAUCUCCCAGGGGCUGGCGCUGGGCUUGGGGGACUUCGACCUGAUCCGGGUGAUCGGCCGUGGCAGCUACGCCAAGGUGCUGCUGGUGCGACUCAAGAAGAACGAACAGAUAUACGCCAUGAAGGUGGUCAAGAAGGAACUGGUGCACGACGACGAGGACAUUGACUGGGUGCAGACAGAGAAGCACGUGUUCGAGCAGGCGUCCACCAAUCCGUUCUUAGUGGGCCUUCACUCUUGCUUUCAGACAGAGAGCAGGUUAUUUCUCGUGAUCGAGUACGUCAACGGCGGGGAUCUGAUGUUUCAUAUGCAACGGCAACGGAAACUACCAGAAGAACACGCAAGAUUCUAUGCUGCUGAAAUUUGUAUCGCUCUCAAUUUCCUGCAUGAAAAGGGAAUCCUCUACCGAGAUUUGAAACUGGACAACGUUCUCUUGGAUCACGAGGGACACAUCAAGCUGACAGAUUACGGGAUGUGCAAGGAGGGCAUAAGACCAGGAGACACCACCAGUACAUUCUGUGGAACCCCCAACUACAUAGCCCCUGAGAUCCUCAGAGGGGAAGACUAUGGGUUCAGUGUUGACUGGUGGGCGUUAGGUGUGCUCAUGUUUGAGAUGAUGGCCGGGAGGUCCCCUUUCGACAUCAUCACCGACAAUCCUGACAUGAACACAGAGGAGUACCUCUUCCAAGUUAUUCUCGAAAAGCCCAUUCGCAUCCCAAGGUCUCUGUCGGUGAAGGCCGCCAGCGUGCUGAAGGGCUUUUUAAACAAGGACCCCAAAGAGCGUCUGGGUUGCCAGGUCCAAACGGGCUUCUCUGACAUCAAGUCGCACACGUUUUUCCGCACUAUAGACUGGGACCAGCUGGAGAAGAAACAGAUGGCCCCGCCCUUCAAGCCACAGAUCGCAGAUGACUAUGGCCUGGAGAACUUUGACACCCAGUUCACUAACGAACCAGUGCAGCUAACACCAGACGAUGAGGACGUCAUCAAGAGAAUAGACCAGUCCGAGUUUGAGGGAUUUGAAUACAUCAACCCUCUGCUGCUAUCCGCAGAGGAGUCUGUAUGAGGGAGAAGAGACCUCUUCUCCCACCUGUGUCUGUCCAGCCCCCCUCUCAGCCAAAUCUAUGAACAACUCCCUCUGGGAUGGAGGGAGGACAAGAAACUCCCGGCUUUGCACGAGGUUCGAGGACAUGAGUGCGAAAAUGAUACUUUUCUUUUCUUUGUGGAUCCCCCAUAAUGUAUUGCAUUAUUUUGUCAACUGGGGAAAACUCUUUGGAGGUGGUCAACAUAAAAAAAGGACACAGGAACAUUCCCAAAACCUGGUUGUUGAUUAUCUUCACGUUUUUUUGUUUUUCCCCAACUACUCCACCCCUGUGUCAGCAGCACGGCUGGCUAUGUCAUUUCAAAAACAGAAAGCGACUUCAUUCUGUGCCUGCCAUCGUAAAACAGAUUUGACAGUCCCGCCCCUCGCAUCCCUGGAUGGAAUAUGACAGUUCUACGACUGGAACUUGAAGUUAUGUGCACUUUGUUUUGUUAAUUCAUUUUUUUUUUUUUUUACUUGUAGGAGGCUCCGCUGCCUCGAGCAAAAUAAGAAUGUACAAUGACGAAGGAAAAAAUGAUGAUACAAGUUAUUGUGUAUUAUAAUGUAGGUAGCAACUCCAAAUUGAUGAUGCCUUUCUAUUGAUGCAAAGUGGCACGUUUUAUUCAUGACCAUUAACUUUCUUUUUGUUCGUUUUCCUCAGCAUUGAUUUUCAUUAACAGAAAAAAAACUGAGACAAAAGUUUAUUUUUUAUUUAAGAAGUGCCUCAAAGAUCCAAUCUACACCAUGUUUCUGAUUGCACUUAUCGAUUGUUCCAAUUCCUUUCAGCUGCCUGGUGGGUUGGUCAAGAAAGCCAGUGGAACACAUCGCGCAUACAGACCAAGGGCCUCAUUUCUAAAGGGUUUUUGUGCACAGAUUUUAUUGUAAAUUGCGCAUACACGUAAAUGUAAAUUAUGCCAAUGUUUUAAGAGUUAAAUCUUUAACAACCUUGGGCUUGACAAUAAAAUAUGCAGUAGGAAGCAUUUUUGUAGAUCAUCCAAUACCCUGAUAGCACAAAGAGGCAAACUAUCAUCUGUUGGUCAACAGAAUUUUGAAGGAUAGUGCAUGGUCCUCAGCACUGAAAUAUGGGCAACUGUAAGUCUCUAUACUUCAAACUUGAGAAGUCUGUUGCCAUAAGUCCUUUACCAUUCACAGCAUAUAAAAAAUGUAGUUGAUCACCAUAGAUGCUGAGUGAAAGCUGUUUAAUGGGGAAAGAUUUUUAAAGAACCACUGAACACGCUGUUUGGCACGUGUGUUUUUCUGUUGCUCAUUAGAAAAACGAGAAUUCAGUCUUGGCGGUGUGUUUCCUGACCGAUUCUGCGCUUGGGGAAUGUUUACCCCCAUGAGACACUGUAGCCUAGUUCCCUUCCUCAAAAUCUCCAGAAUUAAUCUAAGAUAACUAAAGAAAUCUGUAAUUAAUGUUGAUGUUUGUGAAGAGGAUGUUUAAGUGCAACUUUACAUCCAUUUUAAAUUUGGGGCAGUAUUUCUAAAGUAAAACAAAUGUGCGACAUGUUGUCUUAAAUUAACAAAGUCGGGCUGCUGGGCAGAUCUGUCACAUUGCUUAUGCUAUUGGAUAGAGAUAAAUCACCGCAGCUGUUCACCCCAUGUUAGUGGGCAAAUCGACAUUGUCAAAUCAAAACCCAACCUUCAUUUACGUGUUGUGACGCACGGAUGUUCCAGACUCCGUUUUAGACAAGACUGACUUUAUGACCAAAAUGAUCCUAUUUACAUUUAAUUUUGACACUAGAAUAACUGUUUUUGACUCAUAUCGGUGCCACACAGGCCAUUUUCAAAGGGAUUCGUUGCUUUUUAAAGGCGGUCGCUCUUUAAAUUGUGCAUACUAACACUUUGAGAAUUGAUUGAAUGCUUAAAUUUAGUAUAGCAACUGAUUUUAUAAAUGAGGCCCAAUGUCUUAGGUAAUCCAAAUGGUUAAAUCUUUUUAAAAAAUGGAACGAACGUUAUGGAGCACAGUAGCCAGCCAUGGUUCUGAUGAAAACAUGGUUACUCUUACCAUUCUGUUGAAAUACCAACCUGGUCUCAGAGCAUUUUGUAUGUAAAUCUGAGAAUCCAUUUUGUAUGGUACAGUUGAAGUCGGAAGUUUACAUACACAUAGAUUAGAGUCAUUAAAACACAUUUUUCAACCACUCCACAAAAUUAUUUCUUGUUAACAAACUAUAGUUUUGGCAAGUCGGUUAGGACAUCUAC
This is a messenger RNA of Oncorhynchus gorbuscha (pink salmon), 4225 nucleotides long. Its product is annotated as protein kinase C zeta type-like. Lineage: Eukaryota; Metazoa; Chordata; Actinopteri; Salmoniformes; Salmonidae. The record is from RefSeq and is a predicted model, not a curated record. Gene Ontology annotation, molecular function: protein serine/threonine kinase activity; ATP binding; protein binding. Gene Ontology annotation, biological process: protein phosphorylation.